Triticum turgidum subsp. durum (durum wheat) is the source of this 1458-nucleotide messenger RNA. Lineage: Eukaryota; Viridiplantae; Streptophyta; Magnoliopsida; Poales; Poaceae. The record is from the annotation of a GenBank genome assembly.
AUGCUAGAAGUUAUCAUUGCCAAAUCUGUCAAGGAAAAUUUCAUUUCUUUCCUAGGGAGCAAUCAAUGCAACACAACAUCAGGCCAUGACAAGGUACGGCGCCUCUCCAUCCAUUCUGGUGGCACCAUGGAGAGGAGAACUUUUUCCAGUAAGAACAUAGUCCAUACCCGUUCACUGACAAUUCUGAACAGCACUGAGAAACCUGUACUCAUCAAAUUUUCUCAUUUGAGACUUUUGAGGGUUUUAGAUCUUGAAGGAUGUGGAUGGUUAAGGAAUAAAGAUCUCAAGGACAUUUGCAAACUGUCUCUGCUGAGAUACCUCAGCCUUAGAAACACAGCCAUAUCCCAACUACCAAAUGCAGUAGGGAAACUUAAAGAAUUGGUGACACUGGAUGUGAGGGAAACUUCUGUCCUCGAAUUUCCCAAAGGCAUUACUCGGCUCCAGAAUCUGAAUCAUCUACUUGUAGGCCGUUAUGCAUAUUACACAAGGACACAAAGUGUGAAGCAUUUUUGGUGGAAUGAUGGAGCGAAGGUACCACUUGGAUUAGGGAAUAUGGGUGCCCUCCAGAGAAUCUCUCAUGUAGACAUCUCUACAGAAAAAAGCUCGAAUGCAAUGGGUGAGCUGGGAAAAUUGCAUCAGUUAACCAGACUUUGUGUAGUCAACAGGAAGGAAGCAAAGCUUUGGAAACCCUUUGCUAAGUCUUUGGAUGAGUUUAGCAACUCUCUUCGCUAUCUAAUGGUUGUGGACGAUUCAGAGCAAGUCGAGGAGCUGAAAUUUUUAGCAUACCUGAAGAAUCCCCCUCUGUCUCUGCAGAGCCUGCAUUUGGUGGGACGGCUAACUAGGCUGCCUGGCUGGGUUUCUUCGCUCAGUAACUUGGCCAGUCUGUCGCUUCGACAGACUUACCAAUUGGCCAAGGAUUCUUUUGAGGUUCUAGCGAAGCUCCCCAGUCUUGUUUCUCUCAAGUUAUACGAUAAGGGAUAUACGGGGAGGGCCUUAUUUGAAGAGGGCUGGUUUCCCCAGCUGAAGCAAUUGGCCGUGGAUAAUCUGGAACAGCUUGAGGAGCUCAGCUUCCGUGGGGGUGCACCUAAUCUUGAGAGGCUGACAUUGUAUUUCCCGAGGGUGCCUCGUGGAGGCGUUAAUGGAAUUGGAAAAAAAAAGCUGCCAAAGCUAAGAGAAGUUGAGUUCUUCAGCGUCGUUAUAGAGUCUAUAUUUGACCAGGUGUGUGAGGUGGCCAAAGAAUAUCCAAAUCAUUUGAAAGUCACGAGGGAGGAUCGACCUACUACUACGGAAGCUGCACAGGGGCAGGGAGCAGUGAGCAGGAGUCAACCGAUCAGGUGGAUAUGCCUGCACUACGAUGCAAAGAUGAUGAGGCAACGCCAGCUUGGCGCGUGCAGCCUUCAACGUGUCCUCACACUUAUACAUUGUAAUGUACUUGAGAUCCAGCCAGCUUGCAUUUGA